GUAUUAAUUGCUGUUUAUUGCCUGUUUGCCAAAGAACUUAGCAGCUUGCGUGAAAAGGGUGCGACAAACGAGAAUACACUGUCUGUGAAGUAUACUACGAGUCUUAAUGGAGUCUUCACCGUCUCUUUCAAUGAAGGCAAAUGCUUUCUCUAUAGCCUCUCUGAUGUCCUCUAGAGAUGAUCGAGGCGAUUUUGAUCCGAAAUUGUCUCCAAAAGACAGAGCGGAGAGUUUUUCUGAAGAAGAAACUACUCAACCACCGCCGGCAAAGAGGAUGAAGUCUUCGUCAAGCGAAGAAACCAUCGAAGACAAAGAAAGCGGGAAUGAGUACGAAAACCCUUCUAAGGACGAACUGAGAAACAUAACCGUUGAAUUGGAAGGAAAAGAGUUAUGGGAGAGAUUUAGUGAACUUGGAACUGAAAUGAUCAUUACUAAGGCUGGAAGGCGCAUGUUUCCCACAUUAAGAAUAUCUGUGAACGGUGUUAACCCCAAAGCAAACUAUAUGGUCUUAAUGGAUAUAGUGCCUGUUGAUGACAAACGCUACAGAUACGCCUAUCACCGUUCAACUUGGCUUGUGGCGGGUAAAGCUGAUCCACCAGCGCCUGUAAGACUCUACAUGCACCCUGAUUCGCCUUUUACUGGCGAGCAGUUGUUGAAACAGAUCAUAUCAUUUGAAAAAGUUAAACUGACCAACAACGAUGGCGACCGUAACGGACAUCUCAUUCUUAAUUCUAUGCAUAAAUACCAGCCUCGAGUGCAUAUUAUUCGUAAACGUGACCACACAGCUUCUGUAAUUAAUCUCAAGUCCGAGGAGAUGAAAACCUUCACCUUUCCAGAGACAAAUUUCAUUGGAGUGACAGCAUACCAAAAUCAACUGAUCACACGAUUAAAAAUAGAUAGCAAUCCAUUUGCCAAAGGUUUCCGGGACUCAUCACGUCUUAUUCCAGUAGAAAGAGACUGUUUUCACGACGGUCACCCCCCUUCGAUGGUUACAGACCCGUUGUAUCCGUCUCUUUCCUUUCCGCUAAUACCACAGCUUGGGGUUAACAACAGAUACCAGCUUCCCAAGAUCGGCUGUAGAUCUCAAGACAAGGCAACUUUCUUCCAAACAGGGUGUCCACCACCGUCACCAGCUAUUCCAAGAGUUCCUUUCACAGGAGUCCUAAGUCCCUUUCACCAGCAAGGUUUGCCCAACUUAUUGUCGUCUAUUUCUUCACCAAAACCCAUGGGAGCGCUGGAAGUACCUCCACUACCACCUUACAGUGUUCACGGGGACUUUGCUGGCUCAACGUUACCCUUCUUUUAAACUAGAUGUAUAUUACAUGCAGUGAGAUAAUAGAAUCGGAACGACGAGUACAUUUCCUCUUUGACUAACAGGAUAUCUGCAUCAUGACCAUGGCUUGUAAAGCACAUUCUGCACCCAAUAUUUAUCAUGCUCAUUUCGCCAAUUUCUUUGGCGACUUGCAUCAUAUUUUGUACAAGCUGGAAAGGCUAAAUUGGCCUUUAAAAACUCAUUCCCUUUAUGAUCGAAAGAUUUUGCUUGCUUUUAAGCUACUUCGGCUAUGUUCGACCAUUUUGAAUUAGUAUGUAUUUAAGGGUGAACAUAUUGAUUAAGGACAUUUAUAUACCUUUCCUAUGGAUAUUACACCCACGCACCAACAUUCCUUGCCGGUAAACUAAGUUACCAAGUGAUGAAGUUACUAACUUCAAUCGCUUGCGUAAAGAUACUGGUAAAGACAAUAAUUACUCAACUACAAUGUCAAUAGAACUUGUAUUAUUGUAUAUAGUGUUAUGUUCCUGGAGUUAAGAAUAACCAAUCAAAUAAUAUCGUCAUUACAGCAUUUAUUAUGAAGAUAUAGAAUUCCUCCCUUUGAGCAGGUUGUGGUAGGUCUCAUAGACCCCUUUUCCUUUAAAAUAAUUUCUUGUUCGAUUGUUUUGUAGCAAUUUUUUGUUCAAAUUGUGUAGCGGAUCGGCGAAACUCUAUUUAAAAGGCCAACGAUCUUAUAAGUGUUAAAAAGGUUGUCCUUCCUUCUUUUUUUAAUCAUUUUUACUCUUGGAGAAACUUUAUAUGUGACCUAUUUAUUAUUUUUAUUUGGAAUAUCCUAGGAAAAGAAAUGUGAACAAAACGAAUUGUAAAAAAUGAAACUUUAACCAAUUA
This is a messenger RNA of Pocillopora verrucosa, 2155 nucleotides long. RefSeq names its product T-box transcription factor TBX20-like. Gene Ontology annotation, molecular function: DNA-binding transcription factor activity, RNA polymerase II-specific; RNA polymerase II cis-regulatory region sequence-specific DNA binding. Gene Ontology annotation, biological process: cell fate specification; positive regulation of DNA-templated transcription; regulation of transcription by RNA polymerase II. The record is from RefSeq and is a predicted model, not a curated record. Gene Ontology annotation, cellular component: nucleus. NCBI's taxonomy places the organism in Eukaryota, Metazoa, Cnidaria, Anthozoa, Scleractinia, Pocilloporidae.